GAGAUGCACCGAUACACUGAAAAUAAAAGAGGAAAUAUUUCAUUCUUUUUAGGAGGAAAGGCGCUAUCUGAUAAAUUAAAUUGGAUACCGAAUUUAAAGGCAGUGCAAGCAAUGAACUAUAUUGUAUGCAGCAUAAUAUUUUUCAAUAACAAUACUUUGUGGGUCCGGAAAUUUUCUUCAAAGAGAGAAGUAAACCGGAAGUAA
This is a messenger RNA of Trichoderma virens Gv29-8, 204 nucleotides long. RefSeq lists its product as uncharacterized. The annotation marks the transcript as partial. The record is from RefSeq and is a predicted model, not a curated record. The transcript has a single exon. NCBI's taxonomy places the organism in Eukaryota, Fungi, Ascomycota, Sordariomycetes, Hypocreales, Hypocreaceae.